Messenger RNA from Brassica rapa (field mustard), 3166 nucleotides. Its product is annotated as ATP-dependent 6-phosphofructokinase 7-like. NCBI's taxonomy places the organism in Eukaryota, Viridiplantae, Streptophyta, Magnoliopsida, Brassicales, Brassicaceae. The record is from RefSeq and is a predicted model, not a curated record. Gene Ontology annotation, molecular function: ATP binding; 6-phosphofructokinase activity. Gene Ontology annotation, biological process: fructose 6-phosphate metabolic process; glycolytic process.
CAUUAUUUAAAAAUACAAUUUGUUGAUCAAAAAUUCUAAAAGAAUAUAUAUCAACAAAAAAUAUUUUGAUCCUAAUUUCUAAAUCACAAUCUUAAAUAUUCAUUAUUAUUCUAAAAAAAUGAUUACUUUCCUAAAAUAUCAAUUUAAUAAAGUAUAUUUAAAAAAUACAACUUAAUGAACAAAUAUUCUAAAAGAAAUACUCAUCAUUUUAAAAAUUCUUGCAUCCUUAUUUCUUAAUCACAAUCUCAAUUCUACAAUGGUUCUCUAUAAAAUGAUAACUUUUCAAAAAUAGCUUUUUCAAAAAAAUAUUUAAAAUAUACUAAAUGUUGAUAAAAAAUUUAAAAGAAUACUCAUCUAUCAAAAAUAAUUCUUGUUAUCCUAAUUUCUAAAUCACAAUCCUAAAUCUAGAAUAGUUCUCUAUAAAACAAUAACUUUCCAAAAAUAGCAUUUUUAAAUCGAUUAUUUUAAAUCUACAACAUAUUGAUCAAAAGUUUUAAAAGAAUACUCAUCUAUCAAAAACAAUUCUUGUUAUCCUAAUUUCUGAAUCAUAAUCCCAAAUCUACAAUAUUUCUCUUUAAAAAUGAUAAUUUUUCUAAAAUAUCAUUUUUUAAAGUUUAUUCAAAAAAUACAUUUUAUUAAUUAAAAAAUUUAAAAGAAUACUCAUCUAUCAACAAUAUUCUCUUAAAUCUGCACGAGUUGUUUCCAAAAAUAAAAUAACAAUUAUUAUGUUUAAAUAGUUUUUAAUAUCUAAAACAGCUAAGCAAGUAUAUAUGUCACUUUACCAAAAAAAAAAAGAGUAUAUAUGUCAUCUUAUAGGCUUUUUGGCAACUCUUUUUGUUCGAAUUAAUAAUAAACAAACAAAACAAACUGUACUUGUCUUCUUUAAGAGAUUCCUAUUUUUUUCCUUAAAAAACUGUCGGAAUAUUCUCUUCUUUUUUUACAAAGUGAACUUAGAUUACUUGUUAUCCAAGGCCCAACUAAUAGGUUUCCAUAAAUGGAAAGUAGCAAUGAAUUACUAUUCUUUUUCUAGAAGAAUGCGAAUCAUCUUCGCCAAGUUUCAACGUUGGUUCUCUCUUUUAACCUCCGUGAUCGUCACCUUUUACAUUUAUAUACCACUAACGAGAAUCCUCAACCCAAUUGUAUUGUUCUCUUCUUUGGUGAAGAUCCUUCGGUGCCCACCAUUUUAUCAAAUUCCCCAUCUAAAAAAAGAUCUCCGUCUUAACUUGGUGUCUCACUCUCUUACCUCUUUUGAUUUGUAUAGUCGACUCAACUCCUACAAAAAUGGGUUGCCUUUUGUUGGAUUGACGGUUUUUCCUCCUCCUUCUCCAUUCAAAAGUAGUCUCUUUUGUCAUCUUCGUGGAGAGACAGAGAGAGAUAGUUUGUCUGGUUAAUUUGAUCGUUGUUAUGUCUAGUCCCAAGAGUAACAAACCGAAGAUCGUCAACGGUCCUGGGGGUUAUAUACUACAGGACGUUCCUCAUCUCAUUGAUUAUCUUCCUGAUCUCCCUACGUAUCCGAAUCCAUUACAAGACAAUCCAGCUUACUCAGUUGUUAAGCAAUACUUUGUUGAUUCAGAUGAUAGUGUUCCUGAGAAGAUUGUAGUGCACAAGGAUGGUCCAAGAGGAAUCCAUUUCAGACGCGCCGGUCCACGCCAAAAGGUUUACUUCGACUCCGACGAAGUCCACGCUUGCAUUGUCACAUGCGGAGGUCUCUGUCCCGGUCUCAACACCGUCAUUAGAGAAAUCGUCAGCAGCUUAUCAUGCAUGUACGGUGUAAACAGAAUCCUCGGAAUCGAUGGUGGAUACAGAGGAUUCUACGCCAAGAACACUAUCCCCUUAGACUCCAAAGUCGUCAACGACAUCCACAAACGCGGAGGAACAAUCCUCGGGACCUCUCGAGGUGGACACGAUACCGCAAAGAUAGUUGAUAGCAUCCAAGACCGAGGAAUCAAUCAGGUUUACAUUAUUGGCGGAGACGGAACACAAAGAGGAGCUUCAGUAAUCUUUGAGGAGAUUAGAAGGCGUGGACUCAAAGUUGCUGUGGUUGGAAUACCGAAGACGAUUGAUGACGACAUACCGGUGAUUGAUAGAUCUUUUGGGUUUGAUACUGCUGUGGAGGAAGCUCAGCGAGCCAUCAACGCAGCACAUGUUGAAGCUGAGAGUAAUGAGAAUGGUAUUGGUUUUGUUAAGCUCAUGGGUCGUUACAGUGGAUUCAUAGCGAUGUAUGCUACAUUAGCAAGCAGAGAUGUGGAUUGCUGCUUGAUUCCGGAGUCACCGUUUUACCUUGAAGGAGAAGGUGGACUGUUGGAGUUUAUAGAGAGACGGCUUAAGGAGAAUGGUCACAUGGUGAUUGUUCUUGCUGAAGGAGCGGGACAAGAAUUGAUGUCCAAAAGCAUGGAGUCUAAUGCUCUUGAAGAUGCGUCUGGUAACAAGCUUCUUAAAGAUGUUGGCUUGUGGCUAUCACAAAGCAUCAAGGAUCAUUUCAAGAAGAAUAAGAUGGAGAUGAAUCUCAAAUACAUAGACCCUACAUACAUGAUCCGGGCUGUUCCGAGCAAUGCAUCAGACAAUGUUUACUGUUCACUUCUUGCUCAAAGUGCGGUUCACGGUGCAAUGGCUGGAUACACUGGCUACACAAGUGGUCUUGUCAAUGGAAGACAGACAUACAUCCCUUACUACAGAAUAACAGAGAAACAGAACCAUGUGGUGAUUACUGAUAGAAUGUGGGCAAGGCUGUUGUCUUCUACAAAUCAGCCAAGCUUCUUGGGCCCUAAGGAUAUACCUGAGGAGAAGAAAGAGCUUCCGGUGACGCCACUUCCUGACGGCGAAAAGUGUGACGCAGUUGUGGAUAUUCCUCCGGUGACUAAAGAGGUCACCAAGUGAAAGUAAAAAAAGCUUUCAGGUAUAUAUAUAUUCAGGCCUUCCUGGAAACGAAAGUGAAAUAAUUAUUUCUUGCGACGGUUUUGCUCUUCAGUGCGAAACACAACUUUUUAGUUUCUUUUAGAUGUUUAGUUUUGUAACAUAUUUUUGCACCUUUCAUAUCUUAUGGUUAUGAGUGAAUGAGGUAAUAUUUUUUGGUGUGAUGUACAAUACAAUUGUUACUGCCUAUUAAGUAAAGAAAAGCUUACCCUAAAUACACGUAGCAAAUUAAAAGAGAUUUUUUUACAUUCUA